This is a messenger RNA of Impatiens glandulifera, 864 nucleotides long. Its product is annotated as transcription factor MYB53-like. Bases 1 to 864 code for a protein of 287 amino acids. The transcript is spliced from 3 exons. The record is from RefSeq and is a predicted model, not a curated record. NCBI's taxonomy places the organism in Eukaryota, Viridiplantae, Streptophyta, Magnoliopsida, Ericales, Balsaminaceae.
AUGGGAAGGUAUCCCAAUUCAUAUGAUAUUAUUGAGAGUGGCCUAAAGAAGGGACCAUGGACUCCUGAAGAAGAUCAAAAGCUUCUCAAUCAUAUUAAUCAACAUGGCUAUGGAAGCUGGACAACCCUCCCUAAACUUGCUGGUCUCAAUAGAUGCGGAAAGAGUUGCAGACUCAGAUGGACCAACUACUUACGACCCGAUAUAAAGAGAGGCAAAUUCUCACAAGACGAAGAACAAACAAUUCUCAAUCUCCAUUCUUUUCUUGGGAACAAAUGGUCAGCCAUUGCAACACAUCUACCAGGAAGAACAGAUAACGAAAUAAAGAAUUUUUGGAAUACCCAUUUAAAGAAGAAGCUAAUCCAAAUGGGUUAUGAUCCGAUUACCCAUAAGCCUAGAACAGAUAUCUUCUCUAGCUUGCAUCAAUAUCUUAUAGCACUUGCUAAUCUUACAGUGCUAGCUGCUCAUCAAAAAACAUCAGAUCAUCAGAUGAUGAUGAUGACUCUUUUCCAACCUGCAUCAGUACUACCUUCUAUUAUUAUGAACAAUUCUACUCAUGAUCAUCAGAUUCAUCAACCUUACAACCCAUUAUUUCCAUCCCCAAAUGAUGUUGAUCAAUUUUCAGUCCCUUUUGCCCAUGAUUUACCCGAGUUGAAGACUCUUGACAAUUAUAUGAUCCAAGAUUCUCCUAACUCUCCAUGGCUGCUGCCAUCAACUUCAUCUUCUCCAUUGACUUUGCAGCAGGGUGCUCUGGUAGCACCCAUGGCCGACAUCUAUGAUGGACCAGAAGAGCCUAAUAAUUCAUCUCCCUUCUGGCCUGAUGCUCUUCUUGAGGAUGACUCAUUAAUGUUCCAUGACAUUAAUUGA